CUUCUUUGUCAUCUUUAACCAUGUCUUCACCAUCUUCACUUCACAUAUCAACCAAUCUUAGAAUUGUUCAGAUUUUCCUGUCAUAAGAUAUCUUACAUUCAUCUUUCUACAAUCAUCUAUAAAAAUGUGAUUUCCAUAUGUGAUUUUAUCUAAUUCUGUAUUUUAAAGAAAAUUUAGCUUUGAAAAUAAGCUUCUCUCUAAAGUCAAAUUUUGACUUGCAAAAAUGACUGUCAGAUGUAAAUGUCACUGUACCAAGCAUGGACCUGGACACAAAAGUCUCUCAAGCAGUACGACUACAGUUUACAGUGACAAAAAAGCUCAGUUUAUUCCAGUUACCCGGUUAGAGGAUGCCCAAGCUAUCCGAGCUGCUGAAUUUCAUCCAAACGGUAAACUUUAUGCCAUUGGAUCUAACUCUAAAACAUUAAGAGUUUGUUCAUAUCCAUUGGGCAAUGAACUUCGAGCAAUAAAAGAGGGUCAUGAACCUUAUCAGCCAACUGUUCUCUUCAAGCGAUGCAAACACCAUAAGGGAUCAAUCUAUUGUUUGGCUUGGAAUUCUUCUGGAGAUUUACUUGCUACUGGAUCAAAUGAUAAAACUAUCAAAUUGAUGCGCUUUGAUGCGGAUAGAUGUGAUAUUGUUGGAACUGAAGCUGAGCUUACUAUGCAUGAUGGAACUGUCCGAGAUCUUUGCUUUAUGGAAGACUUGACCAAUGGCUCCAAUCUAUUGAUCUCUGGUGGUGCCGGUGACUGUAAAAUUUACAUUACAGACUGUGAAACCGCCACACCUUUCCAGGCAUUAUCGGGUCAUUCAGGACAUAUCCUUUCUCUUUAUACUUGGGGUGGUGCAAUGUUCGUUAGUGGAUCACAGGAUAGAACCAUUAGAUUCUGGGAUCUUCGAACUCGAGGAUGUGUUAAUCUAAUCACUGCUCCACCAGCAGCAGGAUCAAUCCAUGGUAAUGAUCCAGUUACUUGACCGUGCUACUAAGAA
Messenger RNA from Tetranychus urticae (two-spotted spider mite), 985 nucleotides. Lineage: Eukaryota; Metazoa; Arthropoda; Arachnida; Trombidiformes; Tetranychidae. The record is from RefSeq and is a predicted model, not a curated record.